CAAAAAGCAUUCAUUGAUUCCUCCUCUAAUUAAAAUCCCUCUCGCUCGCAGACUCGCAGUAGCCAUUACAGUCUGAUACGCGAAGCAGGAGGAACCCUAAAACCAGAGAGGAAGAAGAAGAAGAAGAAGCAGAAGCUCAGCAUUUUGAAGCAGUUUAAGCAUGAGUCGAGGAAGCGGAGGCGGAUACGAUCGCCACAUCACGAUUUUCUCACCCGAAGGUCGUCUCUUCCAAGUCGAGUAUGCUUUUAAGGCUGUUAAGGCUGCUGGGAUCACCUCAAUUGGUGUCCGGGGAAAGGACUCCGUAUGUGUUGUGACUCAGAAGAAAGUCCCGGACAAGCUUUUGGAUCAGACAAGUGUCACACAUCUUUUCCCCAUCACAAAGUUCCUAGGGUUGCUGGCUACUGGCAUGACAGCUGAUGCGAGGACCCUCGUUUCACAAGCAAGGAAUGAAGCAGCUGAGUUUCGUUUCAAAUAUGGAUACGAGAUGCCUGUGGAUGUGUUGGCUAAAUGGAUUGCAGACAAAUCACAAAUAUAUACUCAACAUGCUUAUAUGAGACCACUGGGAGUAGUGGCUAUGGUUUUGGGUAUUGAUGAAGAGGUUGGACCUCAGCUCUACAAGUGCGACCCAGCUGGCCAUUAUUUUGGUCACAAGGCGACAAGUGCUGGAUUGAAAGAGCAAGAGGCCAUUAAUUUCUUGGAGAAGAAAAUGAAGAAUGAACCUUCAUUCUCUUAUGACGAGACUGUGCAGACUUGUAUUUCUGCCCUGCAAUCAGUUCUGCAAGAGGAUUUCAAGGCCACUGAAAUUGAGGUUGGAGUGGUGGUAAAGGAGAAUCCAGUCUUCAGAGUGCUGUCCACCGAAGAGAUUGAUGAGCACUUGACUGCUAUAAGUGAGCGAGACUGAGUCCUGGCCUUAAGCCAAUACUGCCCGGAGAUGUUCGGUUUUGAUGAUGUGCUGCAUAUUUUCGUAUCCCUUUCAGAAUAUCAUGUUAACUUAAAACAUUAAAAGCGAUUUGGCCGGGAUGUUACUCCGACGUCUGUAACUUUUUUUAGUUGAAUUACUGUUGUAUGAUUGUCAAAAUUCACUCUUUUAUGAUUUGUAGCCAUUUUUUUUUCCAGAAUUAGUUGUUGAGACCUCAAA
Malus domestica (apple) is the source of this 1138-nucleotide messenger RNA. RefSeq names its product proteasome subunit alpha type-6. Gene Ontology annotation, biological process: ubiquitin-dependent protein catabolic process; proteasomal protein catabolic process. Gene Ontology annotation, cellular component: nucleus; proteasome core complex; proteasome core complex, alpha-subunit complex. Lineage: Eukaryota; Viridiplantae; Streptophyta; Magnoliopsida; Rosales; Rosaceae. The record is from RefSeq and is a predicted model, not a curated record.